AUGGGCGGCGGAACAUCACUUUGGGCUUCUCCCGACUGGAAGAAGGAUCCAAAGGAGAUUUUCAACUCGAAGCUUCUGUUAUUAGGCAUCACUAUAGCCUUUGCGGGAUGCUCGUAUGGCUUUGACCAGGGGAAUAUCGGCGGAAUCUUGACUUUUCCGUCUUUUCGUCGGGCCUUUGGGUUUGAUGCUAUAAGCGAGGAAGAAGCAAACACACGAGAGGGUAACAUAGCAGCCAUGUUGGCUGCCGGUGGCACUGCAGGUGCUCUACUAGCAGCACCUCUCUCUGAUUUUCUUGGAAGGAAGAAGGCCGUGACAUCUAUGGCUGCUCUGUUUCUUGUUGGAUGCUCGAUGCAAGAAGUCCCCCACUUGGAUGUUCUGUACGCCGGAAGACUCUUGGCUGGAGUGGCCAUCGGUGCGACCUCUAUGCUGGCUCCCCAGUACCUGGCAGAAAACUCCCCAAAGUCGAUUCGAGGCUCUCUUACAACAUCCUACAACCUGAUGAUCAUUCUGGCGCUCGCAAUAGCGUUUUGGGUAAACUACGCAGUCAGUCUUUGGCCUAAUCAGGACCCCAACAACAACAAGGCUUGGCAGCUCGCUCUGGGCAUUCAGUUGAUACCGGGCUUCUUCCUCUUUGCUCUCAUCUGGUUCGUCGUCGAAACUCCCCGAGCCCUCAUCUCGAAAGGAAAACACGAGCGCGGCCUCAAGAAUCUGUGCAAGCUCAGAGGCUUGCCCGCCGAGCACCCAUACGUACACCAAGAGUAUCUGGAAAUCUUGGCACAGGCGGAAGUCGAGCAGAGCCAAGCCAAGGGCCAUGGUUAUGUGGUGGUGGUGAAAGCCAUCGUCACCGACGCCAGUAAUCGGCGGCGACUGUUCCUCGCUGUUAUGCUCUUCCUUUUUCAUAAGCUCACAGGUACUGACUCUCUAAACUACUUUGCGCCGCAAAUAUUUGCCAUGAUUGGAGUUCCCAAAGGGUCAAGCUCUCUCUUGACAACUGGAGUCUACGGAGUUGUGAAGCUUGCUACGACCAUCAUCUACGUCACUGUCAUCGUCGAUCGAGUUGGACGUCGCCUUCCUCUUAUGAUUGGCGCUACUAUCCAGGCAACUGCUAUGCUUUACAUCGGGCUCUUCCUUCGCUUUUCCGAUGUUGAACCUGGCAGCGGAACAACCCCAGGCGGCAUUGUAGGCAUCAUCAUGAUUUACCUUUACGCCUUUGGCUGGUCUUUUGGCUACUCAGUAGCCCCCUACGUCGUGGCAGCUGAAAUCUUCCCCUCGCGAGUUCGAUCGGUUUGCAUGUCGUGCUGCCUCUUCACCAACUGGAUCGUCAACUACGGCAUCACUUCCGCCACGCCACAUAUGCUGAGCACCAUGAAAUACGGUACAUUCUUGUUCUUUUCCAUCAUGACGUACAUUGGCGUCAUCUUUGUCUUCUUCUGUCUUCCCGAACUCAAGGGCCGAAGCAUCGAAUCCAUGGACGAUCUCUUUGCUCACUCCCUUUGGACCAUGUUCAAGCGUGCUUACCCCACGGAAGAUGAGAAGGUCAGGCAUGACGUCCAAGAGCAGUUGCAACAAGAAGAAGUGAAGGGCGUGUCGCAUGUUACAAUGGUUGAAGAUAGUGGCGAGCGUGCUUGA
Colletotrichum orchidophilum is the source of this 1629-nucleotide messenger RNA. Its product is annotated as quinate permease. Lineage: Eukaryota; Fungi; Ascomycota; Sordariomycetes; Glomerellales; Glomerellaceae. Gene Ontology annotation, molecular function: carbohydrate:proton symporter activity. Gene Ontology annotation, cellular component: membrane. Bases 1 to 1629 code for a protein of 542 amino acids. The transcript has 8 exons. The record is from RefSeq and is a predicted model, not a curated record. Gene Ontology annotation, biological process: transmembrane transport; carbohydrate transport.